Papilio machaon (common yellow swallowtail) is the source of this 5430-nucleotide messenger RNA. RefSeq names its product CREB-binding protein. The transcript has 16 exons. Bases 16 to 5037 code for a protein of 1673 amino acids. Gene Ontology annotation, cellular component: histone acetyltransferase complex; nucleus; transcription regulator complex. Lineage: Eukaryota; Metazoa; Arthropoda; Insecta; Lepidoptera; Papilionidae. The record is from RefSeq and is a predicted model, not a curated record. Gene Ontology annotation, molecular function: chromatin DNA binding; zinc ion binding; protein binding. Gene Ontology annotation, biological process: positive regulation of transcription by RNA polymerase II.
ACGUGCCCCACGUCGAUGGCGGGCGGGUUCCGCGGCGGCGUGGCGCGCAUGGCGGCGCCGAGGCCCGCACUGCCCGACGCCCCGCAGCCCACGCUACAGCCGCUCUAUGCGCAGCAGACUAUGCCCGACCUGCAGCAGCAACAGCAGCAGCAGACGCAACUUAUGACGACGGGCACGUUGCAGCUGCCCGGUGGGCCCGUCACCGCCAACCCCGUGUCGGGGACCAAGGAAUGGCACCAGUCUAUAACUGCUGAUCUCAGAAACCAUCUAGUUCAUAAACUGGUGCAAGCCAUAUUUCCGACGCCGGACCCCACAGCAAUGCUGGACAAGAGAAUGCACAAUUUGGUCGCGUAUGCGAGAAAGGUCGAAGGCGACAUGUAUGAAAUGGCGAGCACUAGGUCUGAAUACUAUCAUCUGCUCGCUGAAAAAAUAUACAAAAUACAAAAGGAAUUGGAAGAAAAGAGACAAAAGCGAAAAGAGCAACAACAAUUACAACAACAACAGCAGCAGCAGCAACAGCAGCAGCAACAACAGCAACAACAACAGCAGCAGCAACAACAGAUGCAACAAUCUGGUGUCAUGUCCGCCAGCGUUCUGGGAGUAAGAGCGCCCGGAGGUGUUAUUGGACCUGGACCUGGCUCUGGUGUCGGGCCCAAUGUAGUCCCGGGUGUGGUAUCUGGUGUAGGACUGGCGAGAUCUGCGCCGCCCGGCCUUGGUCUUAGAAUACCUUCUCCCGGAAUGACUUUGCCAAUGCCUGCGAGUCGCAUGGCCUUCCAGAAUAAUUUAGUGGGACCACCGGGACCUAGUCCUAAUCAGAUGCCUCAAACGCCUAACGGAGGUUCCGUGGGUGUAGGCAGCGUAGGCAAUCCCGGCAUGUCUCCCUUCGGACAGCCGAUGACGUCCCCGGCACCGCAGUACCAAUCUAUGCAAACCAACGGCCCCGCACCACUGGCGUCGCCGAACCACCAGCAGGAGACUAAAGUCCGCCUGUCGGGGGGCCCCGUCGCGAGUCCUUUCAUGAACCACUCCUCGUUCCGAAGCGACCAGUCGACGGCGUCCCCCAACCCCGUCAACUCUGCGGGGCCGCCGCCCCCCGGCACGCCCGCUACCCCGCACACGCACCCGCACCCCAGCCCCGCCCCUGACCCGCGCCCCAUCUCGCGACCUGCCUCCGUCUCCGCGCAGAAAGCGGCGCUCAACGCCGCCGCUUCUGCAGAAGACAGUCCCGAGGACGUGCGGAUCAAGCAGGAGCAGGACGACAUGAGAAUAAAGGAGGAGCCCGACGAGGACAGCGGAGGGAAAGGUAUGAGGGCCGAGACGCCCGGCGACAAAGAUUCCAUGGACAGGACCGACAGGUAUCCAGACUUUGUUGUUAAACAAGAGAUAAAACAAGAAAUUAAAGAGGAACCGAGCGAAGGACCGGCGAGCGUCUCCAGCGUCGAGCCCGACCGGGGACCGAAGAAAAUGUUCAUAUUCAAACCUGAAGAUUUGCGGCAGGCGUUGAUGCCCACGUUGGAGAAACUGUUCUGCCUGGACCCGGAGUCAUUGCCGUUUCGACAGCCGGUCGACGCACAAGCCCUGGGCAUUCCUGACUACUUUGAUAUAGUGACGAAGCCAAUAGAUCUGUCCACUAUCAAGAUGAAGCUGGACAGAGGUGAAUACAAAGACCCGUGGGAGUAUGUAGACGACGUCUGGCUGAUGUUCGAUAACGCGUGGCUAUACAACAGAAAGAACUCUAGGGUCUACAGGUAUUGUACAAAGCUGUCAGAGGUGUUUGAGCAAGAGAUUGACCCGGUGAUGCAAAACCUGGGCUACUGUUGCGGGAGGAAGUACACGUUUAACCCUCAAGUGUUGUGCUGCUACGGCAAGCAGCUGUGCACAAUACCACGAGACGCCAAGUACUUCAGCUAUCAGAACAGUCUAAAAGCGUAUGGGGUUGUGUCCGAUAGAUACACCUUCUGCCAGAAGUGCUUCAAUGACAUCCAGGGCGACACAGUCACACUCGGGGACGACCCGCUACAGCCACAGACGGCUAUCAAGAAGGAUCAAUUUAAAGAAAUGAAAAAUGAUCAUUUGGAGCAAGAACCGUUUGUGGUGUGUAUGGACUGUGGACGGAAGCAGCAUCAGAUAUGCGUGCUCCACCACGACCAGAUCUGGCCCCAGGGCUACUGCUGUGAUAAUUGUUUCAAGAAGAAAGGGGCCAAGCGGAAAGAGAACAAGUUUUGUGCUAAGAAGUUGCCCACUUCAAAGCUCGGCAUUUAUAUUGAGACUAGAGUCAAUAACUUUCUUAAGAAGAAAGAGGCUGGUGCGGGCGAGGUGCAUAUCAGGGUGGUCGCAUCUUCUGAUAAGAUUGUAGAAGUUAAGCCGGGUAUGAAAUCUAGAUUUGUAGAAUCAAGUGAAUUAUCUCCAGAAUUCCCGUAUCGGGCGAAAGCGUUAUUUGCAUUUGAAGAAGUAGAUGGAACUGAUAUAUGUUUCUUUGGAAUGCAUGUGCAGGAAUAUGGUAGUGAAAGUCCGUCGCCAAACACGAGGCGUGUUUAUAUAGCAUAUCUAGACUCUGUACAUUUCUUCCAACCUAGACAGUAUAGGACUGCGGUAUAUCAUGAGAUUUUAUUAGGUUAUUUGGACUACGCCAAGCAAUUGGGGUACACGAUGGCCCAUAUUUGGGCAUGUCCUCCGUCGGAGGGGGACGACUACAUUUUCCACUGCCAUCCGCCCGAACAAAAGAUACCCAAACCUAAAAGGUUGCAAGAGUGGUAUAAAAAGAUGUUAGAUAAAGGUAUCAUAGAGAGAAUAAUAUUAGAUUACAAAGAUAUACUUAAGCAAGCGAUGGAGGACAAUAUCUCUUCGGCGGCGGAGCUCCCCUACUUUGAAGGCGACUUCUGGCCGAACGUCCUGGAGGAGUCUAUCAAGGAGCUGGACCAGGAAGAGGAGGAGAAGAGGAAGCAGGCAGAGGCCGCCGAGGCAGUGAUAUUCCAGUCUUCUGAAGAAAAUGAGCAAGGUCCUGAUGGUAAGAAGAAAGGCCAGAAGAAGGCAAAGAAGUCGAACAAAUCUAAGGCGGCGCAAAGAAAGAACAGCAAGAAGCAGAGCGACCAGCAGCAGGGCAGCGAUCUCAGUGCAAAGAUAUUUGCCACCAUGGAGAAACACAAGGAGGUGUUCUUUGUCAUCAGGCUACAUUCCGCGCAGUCUGCCGCCAGCUUAGCGCCGAUUCAAGACCCCGACCCGUUAGUGAACUGCGACCUGAUGGACGGGCGCGACGCGUUCCUGACGAUGGCGCGCGACCGCCACUACGAGUUCUCGUCGACGCGGCGCGCGCGCUUCUCCACCUUGUGCAUGUUGUACGAGCUGCACAACCAGGGCCAGGACAAGUUCGUGUACACGUGCAACAGCUGCAAGUCGCACGUAGAGACGCGCUUCCACUGCACCGUCUGCGACGACUUCGACCUCUGCGUGCCCUGCCACGAGAAGGAGGGCCACCCCCACAAGAUGGAGAAGCUCGGCCUCGACAUCGACGUGGACUCCUCGCCGGGCGACAUGAAGCAGGCCAACCCGCAGGAGGCGCGCAAGCUCUCCAUCCAGCGCUGCAUCCAGUCCCUGGUGCACGCAUGCCAGUGCCGCGACGCCAACUGCCGCCUGCCCUCGUGCCAGAAGAUGAAGCGCGUCGUCGCCCACACCAAGAUCUGCAAGCGCAAGACGAAGGGCGACUGCCCCAUCUGCAAGCAGCUCAUCGCGCUCUGCUGCUACCACGCCAAGCACUGCACCGAAUCCAAGUGUUCGGUGCCUUUCUGCAGCAGCAUCAAACAGAAGCUGAAGCAGCAGAAGGUGCAGCAGCGCGUGCAACAGCAACAGCUGCUGCGCCGGCGCGUCGCCGCCAUGAACACGCGCGGUGCCUGUGCGCCGUCAUCACCUCCGCACGCCAGCGUGCCGCUCGCCUCGCCUCCGCACACCUCCGCGCCAGCCAAGCCCGCCGCGCACGCGCUGCCGCACAACGUUCAGAAGGUGUUGCAACAGGUGCAAGAGGAAGCGGCGCGUCAGCAGGCGCCCUCGUACGGCAAACAGGCGGCGAUGGGCCCGCCGGGGUGCGCGGGCGGCGUGCGGGGCGAGUGGGCGCCGCGGUACCGCGCAGCGCCGCCCCCGCUACACCACGCACCUCACCACGCGCCGCACCACCCUCGCCUUCAGCACCACGCGCCUCAGCAGCCGCCGCACGCCGCACAGCAACAGCUGCAGCAGCGAGCGCCGCCGCCGCCGGGGCCGCAGCAGACGCCGCCACAGGUGCACCAGAAGGCGCUGCAGCAGCUGAUGGCGACGUUGCGCUCGCCUACCAGCCACAACCAGCAGCAGGAAAUCCUGCAAAUCCUCAAGUCCAACCCGCCCCUCAUGGCGGCCUUUAUCAAACAGAGGCAAUUAGUGAACGCCCAGAGCCAGCAACAGGUCGCCAGCGGAGUGGGAGGCGUCGGACCCGUGGGUAAUGUGGGCAACGCGGGCGGCGUAGGCAUCGGCGGCGUGGGGCUGGGCGUGGGCGGUGUGCAGCAGCAGCAGCAGCAACUGCAGCACAUGAUGCAACCGCAGCAGCAGAGGGUGCAAAUGCACCAGAUGCUGCCGCAACAGACACAAGUGGGAGGAGCCGUCGGCGGCGUGGGCGGAGUUAACAUGGGUGGAGUAACAGGAGGCGGUGUCGGCGGCGUGGGCAACGUGGGCAUGGCGAGCGGCGGUUGGUUCAAGCAGGGCGGUGGCGUCGCGGGCGUGGGCGGGGUAGGUGGCGUGGCGGGCGGGAUGCUGGGCAUGCGGGCGCCGUACGCGAGCGGCGGCGCACCGCGGCUGAGCGCGCGCUACUUCCCCGGCGGCGUGGGCGUGGGCGUGGGCGGCGUGUUGCAGCGCUCGCCGCCCGCGACGCCCUCGCCGCGGCCGCCCACGCCCUCGGAGCUGCUGCUGCUGCGGCAGUCGCCCGCGCCGGCCGCGCCUCACCACGCGCCCGACGACCAGCCGCCGCCCAUGACGCCGCAGGACCAACUCACCAAGUUCGUGGAGCAGUUGUAGUGUUGUACAUAGCCCCCCCCCCCUCUGCGCCGCGCGCGUGCGCCGCACCUGUACCAUAUAGCGUAGCGCGGCGCCGCGCCCACACGACAGACACACACGCGCACUAUUUAUUAUCGGUGUAGAGCGAUGAUGGACGUAUGAGUAUUACGAGAUAGCGCUCAAUGUACAAAUUGUAAAUACAAGAGAAGAGUACAUCCUUGUCCGCUUCUGCGUUUAUGAUUGUAAGUUGUUCGUAGCGUAGGUAUAUUAUUAUACUUAUUCUGUUUUAAUGUAAUUAAAUCAUUUUAUAAUAUAAUUAUGUGAUCAUUAUAGACCGUUGUUUUUGUUCCAACUGUACCCCAGAACGUUUACUAUUGUAUAAAAAAUAUAGGUUAAUAAAGAAAAUAAGAAUUA